Messenger RNA from Dicrocoelium dendriticum, 288 nucleotides. Lineage: Eukaryota; Metazoa; Platyhelminthes; Trematoda; Plagiorchiida; Dicrocoeliidae. The record is from the annotation of a GenBank genome assembly.
AUGCAGAGAACACUAUGGUUACAUGAAAUAACUGACAUGUUAGAGACAAACGACGAUAUCGAUGCAAGCGCGAUAGUCAUGCAACCAUAUGAAAAUGCUACAUCACCUGUUUCCGACGAGGACUCCGAAGAUGAGGAAGGUGGAACGAUAAAUAAUCUGCCAGAUUCUUUGCUGCGGGCGCCUGCUCAUCUUGUUCAAGAUGGUUCUGACUCUGACUCAGACCCGAAUGAUCCUUCCUAUCAACCUGAAAAUGACUAUGAAGUUGCUUCUACCUCUACUGUGCAGUAA